UAUUUGAAUGAAUCAGUUACGAAUUUCACCGACAUCUACUUCUAAAUGUUGACGGGCUAUGCUGUUGGGGUGGUGAUUAAUUAGCACAUAGCACAGUCCAGUUGUUCACCCCAACGUUAGAAUGGGUCGUGUUCAAGCACACACAUACUCUGCAUGACCUUUUGGAAACAGAGUGCCUGUACAGGAGUAUAUGAGUGACCAUGUGACAGAGACUUCAUAAAGUGCCUCAGCUGGAAUAUUAUCAUAUAACAACGACAACCCGAGAAACCAUGGAGAUGCGACAGGUAACAGACGCUGGUGGAGCUGCUCUCCAUUAUAAGUACUUCGAUGGUAUCUACUUCCCACCAAAUGUCAUAGGUGAUGUGAAAAGUCAUUUGGACGCGAUAAAAAAGUUAAAGCACAAGGAUGGAGAUGUGCUUCUUGAUACCUUCCCUAAAACAGGUACACAUUGGGGUUUUGAAAUCAUCCAUAUGCUAGUUACUGGGAAGGCGGAAUACUACACACACAAAACUCUAGCGCUUGAGUUUGAGCCGGCGGAGAGUCAUGACGCCCUGGAAGCCCCUAGGGUACUCACGUCACACUUGUUUCCUCAGCACAUACCCCAGUCAUUAAUUGAAAACAAAUCGAAAAUUGUAUACGUCUACCGCAACCCCAAGGAUACCGCCGUGUCCAUGUUUUCUUUUUUGAAAAUCCUCAACUCAGAGUUUCUAGAUGGCUACGAAUCGUCAUGGGAAAACUUCUUCAUGUCUUAUAUGAAAGAAAAAGUACCUUACAACUCCUGGUUUGAACAUCUAAAAGCAUGGCUGGAUUUUAAGAAGUCACAUCCAGAAUUACCAAUACUGUUCAUCGCAUUCGAGGAUAUGAAAAAGGACUUACGAAGCAGCGUUCAGAAGAUCGCUAAAUUUCUUGGGGUAAAACGAGAUUCGCAAUUCCUGGAGGAAGUGGCGAAUAAAUGCCAGUUCAAUGCCAUGUCGAGAGAGAAGAAAUGUAAAGAUGAAAUGAAAAUGGGUAUUGGUGGAAAAAACCCAUUCUACAGGAAAGGUGAAGUGGGAGUCUGGAAGGAUCGCUUCACCGUUGCACAGAACGAAAUGUAUGACACUGUCAUAAAGAAAAAUGUGACUGGUAUUGACCUGGACAUAAAAUAUACAUUGUAAUUGUGAAUCAGCAGUAAGUUUAGCUCAUGGUUUAGUCAGACGAUUCCUCAAUCCAAAAAGUUUUGUCUUUUGGAGCUUCAAACUUCCUGAGGAAUACAAGUCAUUCAGGCCAGUAUAUAUGUAAGCAUUUCAUUUGGGAUUCAUAGGCAGUACCAAUGCCAACUAGACAAAGGCAAAUUCAACGAAGCGCGCUAGUUCUUCAUGUUGCAUACUUACAUUUACCAUUUUAGAAUCUGGUCAUCUCAUAACAUAUUCAGUUACACUUAUUAAAUUCAGCAUUUAGUUCAAAUAAUAGACGUAUGAUGAAUGGUUGUUCAAUUAAUAGAACAGCCAUCGCCCGGAGAGGGUCAGUGAUAUCCAGCGUAAUAAUUAUGACGUCAUUAUAAUGAUGACGUUAGCAAUCGGUCAAUAGCACUCAUAGCAUAUAUAUUUCAAUUCCUACUCAAGUUGGACUCAAUGCAACUACCAAAUGUAGCCCUUUUUAUUUGUCGAUGAAUUUGACAAGAUUAACUUGCCUGCGCGUAUGAUUUUGCGAAGGGUAUAGCUUUUGACAUGUUUAAACAAAGAUAGAACUUUAUAUUUCACAUUUUUAGUAAAGCAACACAGGGAAUUGUUCAAACAACCAUAAACGAUCAAUCAACAAAAUAGUAUUAGCUCACGGUUGCUAGCGGUAGUGACAAGUCAUGUACUGCGCUAAACAUUCUCCUUCUAGCUACCCAAUGCAAUUCUGCCCUGUGUAAGUAAGCAACCCCUGGUACAAACCGAAAGCGUAGAUCCACAGGGGUUCGUUACAAAUAUCCGAAAUAGACAUAUCAUGCUAUAACUUAUAUUGGUCACAACACACAUAAACAAACAUAUACAUGUAUGUGUAUGUGUGUUGUGACCCAUAUCAGUUUAUCAUAUGUGUAUACAUGUAUGUUUAUGUGACCUGUGACCCAUAUAGCAUGUGUAUUUCAGACAUUUGUAAUGAGCCACUGUGGUAGAUUCAUGUUGUCCCGUCUUAUAUGAAAUACAGUCGAACAAACAUAUGUCAAUUCAAAUGUUUCGUUCUUUCAAGCGACGUCUGGUUUCCUGUGUAAUUAGGCAUUCAAUAACUCCAGUGUUACAUUCCAAAAGAUGUAGAACCUCGAAAUGUAUCGGCUCUCCACUUCGAGCUAAUAUAAAUGGCUGACGUAGACUCGCAGCUGAGCCUGUGCACUACGUCUAUACAUAAUUCUUCCGCGAUGACGCAUCAGAAAAUUUGAUCUCUUAUGAAUUUAUCAGCAAAAAUUAAAU
Mizuhopecten yessoensis (Yesso scallop) is the source of this 2429-nucleotide messenger RNA. RefSeq names its product sulfotransferase 1C4-like. Gene Ontology annotation, molecular function: sulfotransferase activity. The record is from RefSeq and is a predicted model, not a curated record. NCBI's taxonomy places the organism in Eukaryota, Metazoa, Mollusca, Bivalvia, Pectinida, Pectinidae. Gene Ontology annotation, cellular component: cytoplasm. Gene Ontology annotation, biological process: sulfation. The transcript has 6 exons. Bases 270 to 1154 code for a protein of 294 amino acids.